Messenger RNA from Paraphaeosphaeria sporulosa, 846 nucleotides. RefSeq names its product Phosphoenolpyruvate/pyruvate domain-containing protein. Gene Ontology annotation, cellular component: cytoplasm. The record is from RefSeq and is a predicted model, not a curated record. The transcript has a single exon. Gene Ontology annotation, molecular function: aldehyde-lyase activity. NCBI's taxonomy places the organism in Eukaryota, Fungi, Ascomycota, Dothideomycetes, Pleosporales, Didymosphaeriaceae. Bases 25 to 846 code for a protein of 273 amino acids.
ACGAACUCUUCAAGCUCUUUAAAAAUGACUUCCUACACGACGCCAAUCGAGACCAAGGUCAACAACCCGCGCCUUCGGUUACUCAACAAGAUCAAGGCAAAUGAAUACCCAUUGAUGACCUUCGUUGCCAUACCUUCUGUUCGACAAGCUCAAAUCGUCGCCUUAACAGGUCUUGACGGCAUUAUCCUGGACUGCGAGCAUGGCCACAUCGGGGACGAUUCAAUGCACAACUCAGUCGCCGCGAUCGCCGCCCUCGAUGUCUCCCCCAUCAUCCGCAUCCGAGGCCCGGCACACGACAUCAUCAAGCGCGCUCUCGACACAGGUGCACACGGCAUCCUCGUUCCCCAAAUUAACACCGCCGAAGAAGCCGCACAGAUCGUCGCAUCCUCCAAAUUCCCUCCCCAUGGAGUACGAGGGCAGGGGUCCGCAUUCCCUGCCAUCGCACACGGCCUUACAACACCGCAGUACAUGAAGACUGCAAACGAGACUAUCCUCACCAUGAUACAAAUCGAGACACGGGCAGGUGUCGAGAACGUGGAAGCCAUUGCUGCGGUUCCGGGUGUCGACAUGAUCUUCAUUGGGCCAAACGAUCUUGCGCAAGCACUGCUGGGCUACGUGCCUGCGCGGGGCGACGAACCUGAGUUUGUAGCUGCGAUUGAUAAGAUCGAGGCUGCGGCGCGGAAACAUGGAAAGUGGUUCGCACGUAUGGUCAACAACGGGACGGCGGCGAAGGAGGCGAGGGCCAGGUAUGAUACAGUGGCUAUCACGGGUGACACGAAGGCCAUUCAAAACUGGUACAUUUCCGAGUUCGAAAUCGCGAGGUCCGGUAGCGCAAAGACGCCGUAG